UUUGUAUUAUUUCAAAACAAUGGUCGAAUAAAAUAUUGUUAGACUAACCUUUCCAAAAUUUGUCAAAAAAAAACUUCAGGAGGAAAGAUAUACGUAGAUAUGGAUUCAUUUAAUGAAAAUUUCAAACAGGUGGAAAGAGAAAUGGAGUCCACUAUAAGAAGACUGAAAGAAGAGAUGGACAGAAUCGAACAAGUGAUGGAGGAGCAUUUCAUGGCUGUAUCGGACCAAGCUCGAAGAAGAUUGCAAUAUGAAAGAACAACAAACAUGCUGUCUGGAGAAUAUAACCAAGUCGGAGAAGAAAUCGAAAGUAUAAAAAACGACAUGAGACGAUUACGCACAGAAAUGGAAAGAAUGAAGAGGGAGAUGAAUUCAUUUACACAGGACACAAUUGAGAGAUCGUCAUCUCGUAGUCCAAGUGUGCCCAUUAGGGGUGAUAAACGCAUUACAUAUGAUUCAUUCAGAAGCGACAGUAGCUCAAUUCAGCGAGAAUUCGAUCAAAUUGAACAACAAAUAGAAGACGAAAGAAAAAGAAUGGAAGAAGAUAUGAAUCGAAUGAAAAAUGAUGUAGAACGCAUGAUUUCUGAAUCAGGGUUUAUCACAAAUAAACUUCCUACCGGAAUCAAUUACCCUUGCACUGAAGACAGACAGCUAUUUAAUCGAGAUACUUUACCGUGGAGACUGGCAGAAGAUCCAUUAGUUCAAAAUAAUUCUAGAGGAAAUCGUUUAGAUCUAAAAAUAGAUCUUCGAGAAUAUGCACCAGAAGAAAUCUUUGUUAAUGUUGAAAACAAUCGCUUAGUGAUAUUAGCAGCACAAAAUAAAAAAGACGGAACUAGAAAUAUCAAGAAGGCAUUCAAAUAUGAAACAAAUCUUCCUGAAGGAAUUUCUGCCGACAAAUUGGAUAAAAAAUUUUCUAGUGAUGGAAUCCUCAAUAUACAAGCAUCUCUUCCCGAAUACAUUCAACAAUAAACUGACUAAGUCUUGACUAUUAAAACAAGAAAAGAAUUUCAAAAUUUAUCCACCAACAAAAUUAUUUAUAUUUUUCAUUUAAAUGAUGAUAAUUGAUGUCUAAUCAUAAUAUAUAUGAUUAGAAAAUAAAAAUCAAUUGAGUA
Molecule: messenger RNA, 1109 nt
Organism: Centruroides sculpturatus (bark scorpion)
Lineage: Eukaryota; Metazoa; Arthropoda; Arachnida; Scorpiones; Buthidae
Exons: 4
Coding region: 100-966 (288 amino acids)
Biological process (GO): response to heat; protein refolding
Molecular function (GO): protein folding chaperone
Source: RefSeq, a predicted model, not a curated record